GCAAAUAUUAUCCUCAACAAACAAACUCCAAACAUUUCUAACUUCUUCUAUGGCAAACUUUUAUUCCAUCAUUUCCUUAUUCCUUCUUGGCUUCCUUUUGCCAAACCUACAUUUAACAAGUGCACAAAUUGGAGUUUGCUAUGGACAGCUUGGGAACAACCUUCCAUCUCAAAGAGAAGUGGUGAAUCUCUUCAACCAAAGGAAUAUCAGAAGAAUGAGACUCUAUGAUCCAAAUAGAGCUUCCCUUGAUGCUCUUAGAGGCUCCAACAUCGAGCUCAUGCUGGGCCUUCCCAACUCCGACCUUCAAAGAAUCGCUUCGAGCCAGAGUGAAGCCAAUGCAUGGGUUCAAAACAAUGUUAAAAGCUUCGGCAACGUGAGAUUCAAGUACAUCGCCGUUGGUAACGAAGUCCAACCCUCUAGUUCUGCUGCCCAGUUCGUUGUCCCGGCGAUGCAAAAUAUUCAAACUGCACUUUCCAAUGGGGGCUUGGCUAAUCAGAUCAAAGUUUCCACUGCCAUUGACACUGGCCUUCUCGGUGUGUCAUUCCCUCCUUCUAGUGGCGCUUUCAACAACCAAGCGAUGCCACUACUUAACCCCAUCAUUAGGUUUCUAAAUGCCAAUCGGUCCCCAUUGCUUGUCAACUUGUACCCUUUCUUCAGCUACAUUAGCAACCCAAGGGACAUUCGUUUAGACUAUGCCCUCUUCACGGCGAAGUCAACAGUGGUCACCGAUGGCCAGCUUCGCUACCAGAAUUUGUUUGAUGCAAUAGUUGAUGCAAUUUACGCAGCGUUGGAGAAGGCCGGCGGGUCCAGUUUGGAGAUUGUGGUAUCAGAGAGUGGGUGGCCGUCGGCCGGGGGAACGGCUGCGUCAACCGAGAAUGCGAGGACUUACAAUAACAAUUUGAUUCAACAUGUUAAGAGAGGGACUCCUAGACGCCCUCAAAGGCCGAUUGAGACUUAUAUUUUUGCCAUGUUUGAUGAGAACCAAAAGAGUCCUGAGUUCGAGAAGCACUUUGGCCUCUUCUUUCCAAACAAACAGCCUAAAUAUGCAGUCAACUUCAACUGAUAGAGUUGGAAUCGAUAUUGAUAUAAGUAGAAAUAAAGUUUUCAAUAAACAACUAGAGAUUGUAAUGUUUGAAAUACUUCAUGCCAUCUUUUAAAUAAAAGCAACUAUUAAUAUACCAUCUUUGCUGUUUAA
Molecule: messenger RNA, 1195 nt
Organism: Benincasa hispida (wax gourd)
Lineage: Eukaryota; Viridiplantae; Streptophyta; Magnoliopsida; Cucurbitales; Cucurbitaceae
Product: glucan endo-1,3-beta-glucosidase, basic isoform-like
Biological process (GO): carbohydrate metabolic process
Molecular function (GO): hydrolase activity, hydrolyzing O-glycosyl compounds
Source: RefSeq, a predicted model, not a curated record